AUGGCUACCCUUUUGUUGUUCGCCUUCUUUGUCUUGUCAUCGGCGCUCGAUAUGUCGAUCAUCAGCUACGACGAACACCACGGCGAGAAAUCUUUUUCGUACUUGAGGACAGACGGUGAGGUCAUGACGAUGUACGAGUCGUGGCUUGUGAAGCACGGCAAGGUGUACAACGCCUUGGGAGAGAAAGAGAGGAGGUUUCAGAUCUUUAAAGACAACCUCCGAUUCAUCGAUAACCACAAUAACGCCGGCGAGAAAGCGACGUAUACUCUCGGUCUGAACCGGUUUGCCGAUCUGACUAACGACGAGUACCGGUCCGUGUACUUGGGAGUCAAGCCCGGUACCAAACGGAUCUUGUCGAGGACGAAGGUGAUAAGCGAUCGGUACACUCUCAAAGUCGGUGAGAGCUUACCGGAUUCCGUCGAUUGGAGAACCAAAGGUGCCGUCGGGCCGGUCAAAGAUCAAGGAAGCUGUGGGAGUUGUUGGGCUUUUUCAACAAUUGGCGCUGUGGAAGGGAUAAACCAGAUUGUCACUGGGGAUAUGAUCCCUCUGUCAGAGCAAGAGUUGGUGGACUGUGAUACUUCUUAUAAUGAAGGAUGCAAUGGUGGCCUCAUGGACUAUGCUUUUCAGUUCAUUAUCGACAAUGGUGGCAUUGACUCUGAAGAGGACUACCCCUAUAAAGGCAGGGAUGGCAGAUGCGACCAGUACAGGAAAAAUGCAAAGGUUGUUGCAAUUGAUGGUUAUGAAGAUGUCACUCCAAAUAGCGAGAAGGCAUUGAAAAAGGCAGUUGCAAAUCAACCCAUCAGUAUUGCCAUUGAAGCUGGUGGCAGGGCUUUCCAGUUCUACUCAUCGGGAGUAUUCACAGGUGAAUGUGGUACAGCGCUGGACCAUGGUGUCGUUGCUGUUGGAUAUGGUAGUGAAAAUGGUAAGGAUUACUGGAUUGUGAGGAACUCAUGGGGCCCAGACUGGGGAGAAGCUGGCUAUCUCAGGAUGGAGCGUAAUUUGCAUGACACUGACACUGGCAAAUGUGGAAUUGCAAUUGAGCCCUCUUACCCUGUCAAGACAGGUCAAAACCCCCCCAAUCCCGGUCCAUCUCCUCCAUCUCCAGUAAAGCCCCCCAGUGUUUGUGAUGAUUAUUACUCUUGCUCAGAGAGCAGCACUUGCUGCUGCGUCUAUGAAUUCAAUGGUGAUUGCUUUGCCUGGGGAUGCUGCCCUCUUGAUGGUGCCACAUGCUGUGACGACCAUUACAGUUGUUGCCCUCAUGAGUAUCCCGUGUGCAAUGUUUAUGCAGGGACUUGUCAAAUGAGCAAGGACAACCCAUUGGGAGUGAAGGCAAUGAAGCGCACUCUUGCUAAACGCACUCUUGCUAAACGGAUGUGGACUCACGGCAUAGAAGGAAAGAAGACCAGUGCUUGA
Molecule: messenger RNA, 1413 nt
Organism: Ilex paraguariensis (yerba mate)
Lineage: Eukaryota; Viridiplantae; Streptophyta; Magnoliopsida; Aquifoliales; Aquifoliaceae
Source: the annotation of a GenBank genome assembly